Aspergillus pseudotamarii is the source of this 306-nucleotide messenger RNA. RefSeq lists its product as uncharacterized. The transcript has a single exon. Lineage: Eukaryota; Fungi; Ascomycota; Eurotiomycetes; Eurotiales; Aspergillaceae. The record is from RefSeq and is a predicted model, not a curated record. The coding region runs from base 1 to 306 and encodes 101 amino acids.
AUGAAGCUCUCCUCUACUAUCCUCCAAGGCAUCACUAUCUUCGCCGCCUUCGCAACGGCGGUCCCUCUGUCUGUCCGCUCACCAGACGAUGGCUCGAUCAGAAUUCCCGUGAAGGGCGUUCCAGAGCCCGAGAAACGGGACGAUGGAGCUAUCAGGAUUCCAGUGAAGGGUGUUCCCGAGCCUGAGAAACGCGAUGACGGUGCGAUCCGCAUUCCGGUGAAAGGUGUCCCUGAGCCCGAGAAGCGGGAUGAUGGAGCCAUCAGGAUCCCAGUGAAAGGUGUUCCCGAACCACCUGUUGAGGAGUAG